CCACCUCUCCUGCUUGUAAGUUGUCCCCCAAAAAAGAAACAAACCAAGACCGGCUGCACCGCCAACAACAACAACUACUACCAACAACUAGCCUACCAACAACUGCUACCGCAACAACUGCUACUACCAAUAAUGUCGCUCGACGGCGAGGUCGAGGAGCAGCUGUCCCGGCCCCCAAGUCUUACUCUUGUGCGCCUCCCCGCCCACAUCCGCCAUCGCAUAUACCUCCACACGGGCGUGGCGCGGUUUGACGGGCAUGCAUGCAUCUAUUACUUGGACGGCCGCAAGGAAUCGCGCAAGGUGAAGUCGGAUUUCGACCCGCCGCCGACGCGCAACUUCGCCGGCUUAUUGCUAUCCUGCCGCACUCUGUACACCGAAGUCGCCGCCCUACUGUAUUCGGCCAACCGAUUCGUCAUCUUCUACUCGCACCACGGCUCCCUCAAGCCUCUCCGGGCCCUAUCGCCAACCACUCUCGCCUCCUUGACCAGUCUGAAGGUCGUUCUCAACGAGUCCUCCUGCCACCAGCCCACCGACUCGUAUAACCACCCCCCCAGUUGCUGCGGUUAUCUCCAUCCCAGGCGCAAAAGCAAAUGGGCCGAUGCCUCCUAUUGCGCCAGCAAGUACCACCAUACCGUGCAUCGCCGUCCUUUGCUCGACCUGGCUAUGGACCUGGACGGGCUGGACUUGGCAUCGGCCAAGCGAGCAACUCAACCGAUGUUAAGCGAGUGGUGCGAGACCGCAACCUAUCUUUCGUCUCAUGUUAGCGUCGGGCGCCUGGAGCUCUCGCUGCACCGGGGCUACCAGAUAUGCCUUCCGCCUUGCACCAACAGCGAAGGCGGGUGCCCGCCUGAUAUCCACCAUGGCUGCCGGCGAAUCCAUUGCAAUGCUUACGUCGAUAUGCCCGGCGUAUCUGAGCGGCCCCCAGGCUGUUUCUGCCGCCGCCGACAUAGCGCCUUUACCUCCACCUGCCACUGCUGGGCGCCCCCGACCAACUUGUUUCUCGUCUGCCGCGCCCUGUGCCGGGACGCCCAGUUUGUCUUCUUUUCCGGGAACCGUUUUAUCAUCUACGACUUCCACGCCCUGAUGCCCUGGGAUCUACCCGCCGAUCAGCGAUAUGAAGAAGCACCGGACUCGGCCGGCACCACCGCCACCACGCCGUCUUACCCGUACGAGCGUCUCCUUGCUUCCGAGUUCCUCAGAGACAUCAUCCCAGUCCGCUGCCUCGCCGACCUCCGCUUUCUGGAGUUGGUGUUUCCCCCUUACGUGCCCCGCGGCUGGCCCAAUGGCAAACCUGCCGCGAUACGGGAUUGGCGUGAUACGGUCGACUGGAUUCGGGACAAAAUCAAGGCACCGGCGCUUACCUUUCGUCUCGUCAUGGUCGACUUCCAUAGUGAUGAUAUACCCAAUCGCCGCCAGAAUUUGACAAAGGACCAGGGACACCAGAUAAUCAAGGGCUACUCGUCUAUUCUUUUGUUCUUGAGACCCCUGGCAAGGGACGGCGGUCUGGCGGGCUUGUCCAUACAGCCCGCAUACCCCUGGCGAUGGAACCCGGGCGCAAUCCUAAAUAGUAUACCACGACAUCAUGACUGGGUGGACGAAGCGGAGCAAGAGAUAAAGGAGAAUGCCGAGAAGUUUGUAUUCGGGCGCAAGGAUGCACCCAACAGAGCGGAGCCGAGAAAGAGCACUUGGCAACGCUGUCUAGGUAGUUACUUGGCAAAAGGCUGGAUCCGUUGAUCAAGUCCAAGGUGCUAACAUUCUGCCUUGUCUGCGCCGACCGCUGGGGGACGGAAUACGGAUCCUGGGCGCCAUCAAUGCAUCUCCAUCGCAACUGCGCACGAGGCGUUGCGAGAAGUCCCGGACGAUUCGACGGGUGUGAACCGAAGUGAAAUGGGCGACGCGGCGACGCCUUCCGGCUCCCGUCGCCGGCGCGCCGUUUGUAAGCUAAGGUAGGUACUAGCGUUUCGGAGGCGGCGACCGGUCCGGGAACACGAACGGGAUCGCGUCCGGCAAGCGGUCGGGUGUGCGUUCAAAAGCUUGG
Molecule: messenger RNA, 2038 nt
Organism: Chaetomium strumarium
Lineage: Eukaryota; Fungi; Ascomycota; Sordariomycetes; Sordariales; Chaetomiaceae
Exons: 3
Coding region: 133-1734 (533 amino acids)
Source: RefSeq, a predicted model, not a curated record